AAACUACAACGAAUGCUGGAAUUUCUCGAAGUGCAAGAGGAAUACAUAAAGGAUGAGCAAAGGAACCUGAAAAAAGAGUACCUUCAUGCCCAAGAAGAGGUGAAACGUAUCCAGUCUGUACCAUUGGUCAUUGGACAGUUCCUUGAAGCUGUUGACCAGAAUACUGGCAUUGUUGGCAGCACAACAGGAUCUAAUUACUAUGUCAGAAUCCUAUCAACCAUUGACCGUGAGUUACUGAAGCCUUCGGCUUCUGUAGCCCUACACAAACACUCUAAUGCUCUUGUGGAUGUUCUGCCUCCUGAAGCUGAUAGCUCCAUUUCUAUGCUGCAAGCUGAUGAGAAGCCAGAUGUGCAAUAUUCUGACAUUGGAGGAAUGGACACUCAGAAGCAAGAGAUUAGAGAAGCAGUAGAACUGCCUUUGACUCAUGUGGAACUUUACAGGCAGAUUGGUAUUGAGCCUCCUAGGGGUGUCCUUAUGUAUGGCCCACCAGGUUGCGGCAAAACUAUGCUUGCUAAAGCUGUUGCACAUCAUACUACAGCUGCAUUCAUCCGUGUGGUGGGCUCAGAGUUCGUGCAGAAGUACCUCGGCGAAGGGCCUCGCAUGGUGCGCGACGUGUUCCGUUUAGCAAAGGAGAAUAGCCCUGCCAUAAUUUUCAUCGACGAGAUUGACGCAAUUGCCACUAAACGAUUUGAUGCUCAGACUGGCGCUGACAGAGAAGUUCAGAGAAUUCUACUGGAGUUACUCAAUCAGAUGGAUGGCUUUGACCAGACUACUAAUGUCAAGGUUAUAAUGGCGACGAACCGUGCUGACACUUUGGAUCCCGCUUUGCUCAGACCUGGCCGUCUUGACAGGAAGAUUGAGUUCCCCCUACCUGACAGACGUCAAAAACGCCUUAUAUUCUCAACAAUUACCGCAAAGAUGAACCUGUCUGAAGAAGUAGACCUAGAGGAAUUUGUGGCGCGGCCCGAUCGCGUUUCCGGCGCUGAUAUCAACGCCAUCUGUCAAGAGGCAGGCAUGCACGCUGUUAGAGAAAACAGGUACAUUGUCCUCCCCAAAGACUUCGAGAAAGGAUAUAAGAACAAUAUCAAGAAAGAUGAAAGUGAAUACGAAUUCUACAAGUAAAUAAAUUUAAUCUGCAUUUUAAAUAUGUAUCUGAUUUUAAUUAAAAUAAAUAAUUUAACAACAAGC
This is a messenger RNA of Hyposmocoma kahamanoa, 1188 nucleotides long. It is a transcript of the gene Rpt3, whose product is annotated as 26S proteasome regulatory subunit 6B. Gene Ontology annotation, molecular function: ATP hydrolysis activity; ATP binding; proteasome-activating activity. The transcript is spliced from 8 exons. The record is from RefSeq and is a predicted model, not a curated record. Lineage: Eukaryota; Metazoa; Arthropoda; Insecta; Lepidoptera; Cosmopterigidae. Gene Ontology annotation, cellular component: proteasome regulatory particle, base subcomplex. Gene Ontology annotation, biological process: proteasome-mediated ubiquitin-dependent protein catabolic process. The coding region runs from base 13 to 1122 and encodes 369 amino acids.